UCUUUUCGGACGUACCGGAUAUGGAAAAUCCUCUAUUGCUAACAUGCUUAUUCAAGGUGAUAUUUAUCAAAAUAAUAAUGCGUUUACAAUUAGUGACGGUGCGAGAAGAGAAACUUUAAAUAUACACACAAGAUGUACGGAAAAAUAUCAAGUAUUUGAUAUAGUCGGAUUAGGUGAACCACUAUCUCACCUCGUUUCACAUAAGAAUGCUGUUAACAAAAUAAGAGAUUAUUUUUCGAAAUGUAAAGUAACUCUCAAUCAUAUAUUUUACGUUCAAAAGAAGGUUAAAAUUACCGAUGAUGAUAAAAAAAUGUUCAAGUUGUUUAAAGAGAUCUUUGAAUGGGCAGAAAAAAAUAUUGUUAUUAUCAUAACUAAUAGUAAACCGGAAUGGAUUGAGAAAAAUUUAGAAACAAUUAGUGAGGAUUUAGGAAAAUAUCCAAUUAUUUCGGUUGAUUUUCCCUUUACUGAUGAAGAUGAAGUUGACAUUAUCGCUUACAUAUAUAGAAACAAAAGAGCGCAAAGUUUGCAACGUUUAGAAAACAAAUUGUUAGAAUUAAGAUACAAAA
Rhizophagus irregularis DAOM 181602=DAOM 197198 is the source of this 566-nucleotide messenger RNA. RefSeq lists its product as uncharacterized. NCBI's taxonomy places the organism in Eukaryota, Fungi, Glomeromycota, Glomeromycetes, Glomerales, Glomeraceae. The record is from RefSeq and is a predicted model, not a curated record. Gene Ontology annotation, molecular function: GTP binding.